GUGGUCUGUUUUACCUUUUUGACGUCUUUUGUGACAGAAAAAUGAACGAAAUCGUAGUUCCCAAAUUUCUUCUAACUGGAGGCUUGUACAUCAUCUCCUGGGUGCUCGUUUUGUUCUAUCCGACUCAAAGAAUGUUAGUCUGGUACCGAUUUGGACAUACGAUUCGCAGAAAUGUUUAUAUAACGAAUAAAUUAAUGGAGGUGAGUCCGAUCCGCCAUUUUCCUGACCGUCGACAGACAUCAAUUCCAAUAUUUUAUAAUUUUUUGAUGAUUGGGUAAUAUAAAGACCGGACUAACAUUCUUUAGGGACUCCUGCACACGUCCCUUAAAUUUCUUUGCAAUCUGUUCGGUAGGAACGAAAAAAGGGUAUAAAUGUGAUAGAUGAGAGUACGACAGUUUCUCGCUGGUAUCCUUCUAGGCAUUCCUAUUGGGAUCACCUUCCUUGAUACAAUUGGUUACGUAGCUAAAGUAGAAGGAGUUUCUAUGCAACCAACUUUAAAUCCAGAUGAGAACAAACCUGAUUACGUUUUUCUAAAUCGUCGCGCAAUUCGUACACAAGAUAUUCAGCGUGGUGAGAUAGUUACUGUUAAAUCUCCAAAGUCUCCGAAUCAAAUUUUGAUCAAGCGUGUAGUAGGUCUUUCUGGAGACAUCGUACAAACCCAUGGAUAUAAAACAACAAUUCUCAAGAUUCCAGAAGGUCACUGUUGGGUAGAAGGAGAUCAUAUUGGUCGGUCUAUGGAUUCUAAUACCUUCGGACCAAUUUCUACCGCAUUGAUAACUGCUAAAGCUACUUCUAUAGUAUGGCCACCUAGCCGUUGGCAAUACCUUCAUCCCUCUAUGUCGAAUCAUAAUUUUCCAUUGAAUUCAGUAAAGGUACCAGGUGGUUAAAUAUAAAUGUAAAGAAAAUGAGGGCUGUCAGUUU
Messenger RNA from Osmia lignaria (orchard mason bee), 921 nucleotides. RefSeq names its product mitochondrial inner membrane protease subunit 2. Gene Ontology annotation, cellular component: membrane; mitochondrial inner membrane peptidase complex. Gene Ontology annotation, molecular function: serine-type endopeptidase activity. The record is from RefSeq and is a predicted model, not a curated record. NCBI's taxonomy places the organism in Eukaryota, Metazoa, Arthropoda, Insecta, Hymenoptera, Megachilidae.